AUGGCCAUUAUAGACAUGCUAGAAGAGAUUAGAUGUGCAUUAAUGGAGAGAAUGCAUUGUAAGUUGAUGCAUGCUAGUGGUUUAACUGACUCCAUCAUACCUAGAAUUAGAACUAACCUUGAAGAAACCAAGUACAAUAGUAGAUCAUGUACUUGCAAACCUAAUGUUGGUGGCAAGUUUCAAGUAAACAUAGGAGAGGAUCAGUUUAUGAUUGAUAUAAAUAUGCACACCUAUACUUGUAGAGCAUUGCAGAUAACAGGCAUUCCUUGUAUGCAUUCCUGUUCUAGCAUUCAUUGGAUGAACCAGGAUAGUGCAACCUUUGUGGAAAAGUGCUAUACUGUAGAACUUGAAACCUACAAAAGUUCUCUUGAGCCACUGAAUGGUAAAAGAAUGUGGCCACAAGCUGAUGGGCCUCCAAUCAAGGCAUCCAAAUUUAAGAAAAUGCCUAGUAGACCCAAGAAGAACAGGAAGAGAGAUAUCAUUGUAGAUCCAAAGAAUCCUAAUAAGUUGUCCAAAUAA
Molecule: messenger RNA, 519 nt
Organism: Ricinus communis (castor bean)
Lineage: Eukaryota; Viridiplantae; Streptophyta; Magnoliopsida; Malpighiales; Euphorbiaceae
Exons: 1
Coding region: 1-519 (172 amino acids)
Source: RefSeq, a predicted model, not a curated record